GCACUGCUGCUACUUGAUAAUCCGGUGUCCCCAACGAAAUCCCCAAGUUAAAUUCUUUCUACUACAACGGACGCCGUUAAUUCAAACCCGAAAUAGCCCUUCUUUUGCGAGCUGGUUGUGAUGGCGGAGGGGUCGUGGAUUUAUCUUGCAACACAACGUCGAGUGGCAAAAAAUGUCACCAUGGAAGAAAGAACACGCACAAAACUCGGACUCGUCCCUCCUUGGUUUGUUUCCCUUUUUUCUGUCAGCAUUGUGAUUGUAAUAUGGACUGUCAAUAGAGAGAGUACAUACGUGUUUUUCACCACGCUGGCUGGGAUUAGUCUAGCCAUAACUCUGCAACACGUAUCUUACGAAGGAGGACACUACUGUCGUCUACUCAGGAAGGUAGAUAGUGGACUUAUGGGUACCCGGCAAAACGUAUCAACGGAUACGAGUAGACUGGCUAAAGAGGAAAGAGAUAUAUUCAGUUAACACUGUACAGAGGUGGCCUGUCCACUCUUAUCCCAAAACAAUUUUCAGUAACGUAUCGCCUGCAAUCAAAAUAGAAAUAAC
Guyanagaster necrorhizus is the source of this 552-nucleotide messenger RNA. RefSeq lists its product as uncharacterized. The transcript is spliced from 5 exons. The record is from RefSeq and is a predicted model, not a curated record. Lineage: Eukaryota; Fungi; Basidiomycota; Agaricomycetes; Agaricales; Physalacriaceae. The coding region runs from base 121 to 471 and encodes 116 amino acids.